GCUUGCGGCGUUGAUCAAGGCUUCAGAAGUUCAGAUCUCUCAAGACCGAUACCGGCAUCUCUUAUUGAGCAACUUUUCGAAAGAACUGUUACGUCUCUCAGUGGUAUCCUGCAUUCAACUCCCUAAGUCUCACCCCAUGAGUAAUGAUUAAUGUCAAGCGAAGCCAUUACGAAAAACGAGAAGCUCCUUCGUAUUCUUCGCGAGCACCUUUCCCAAGGUGAACAUUUCGACGUGUACAAGCAGGCAACAGAGAAACUUGUUACAUGGCUGGGCAACCGCAAAGCGUACUACGCAGAUGUUAGGCCCAAGAUUGUAGAUCUCAUUCAAGUCGCACAGUUGACCCUUCGUCGCAUGUGCGGGAUCGACAAUUCACGAACCUUCCACAUCUCUCAAUGUCCUGCUACGUUGCAGGGGUUCGUCAACUGCUACGUAGCUUUAGUUUGUGCGAUCGCUCCUUUUGUGGAUUUGUUUCCGGAACCACCUUUGAGAACACGGCUCCAAGCGCUGCUCAAAACAAUUGAAAACAAAGCUCCACCCGCCGUCAUACAGUCCGAUGUUGAUCUUAGCACUGCAGCCGGAGUGGAUGAUCGCGUGGCGCUCACAAACUCAAGCAUACCUCAGAUGACUCAGUCAUUGUUGCGCAGACCUAGCUCCAGUGGUUCCUUAGUCGGUCCUGUGUCGCGCUCGGAAUCUCCAGAUAUACCUUUGGCUCAGCAUAGCGGUGCAUCCAUCGCGAACAUACCCCAUCAGACCUCAUUACAACGUCCAUUGUCGGCUGGUGGCAAACCUUCAAAUCGGAGAUUUGAGUCACCCUCUGUCGCAUCGUCAACCCCAACAGGACCUUCUACGUCUCGGUUGGAUGGAGUGUCGCACGUCACCAGCGAGAGCAUAUCGCAAACUAACACAUGGCGAAAACGUCCGUUACCGCCAUCACCUAUUGUUGUUCCCUCCACAUAUUCUCCCGCUGUACCGUCACCAUCGAAUUUGCUGCAUGAAGGCCCGUAUCCUACGCCCGUUACUGCAACAAGCAUUCCACCCAACUUCAUACCGAUGCCGAUGAUCAAUCCGCUUCCGAUUGGAUUGCCUUCUCCUUUGACCCCCACUGUUGCAUCCCCAACAUUAUCUGCUUCACCCGUGGCAUCGACAUCGGCCGCUCAAACGACAGAGAUGUCUAUCUCUGCACCACCGAAUGUUGGUGCCGUGCCUUCCAAGAAGCGAAAGGUCACUUCUAGGAAGACAUCAUUCUUAGACCUGGAUAUACAAGAUUGGCUCAAGAAACGAGAGACACAGAAGCAAGAUAGUCAUCCUGAACGGGACAAGGUGGACGACGGCGUUUCGGCGACACGCGAAGCUACUGUACCGGUUAAGACCGAAGGAGCUGCGGGUGCCGAGGGCUCUACGAUAGCUGUUCCAUCGAUUCCGAAGGAAGUUACAGAUGUUCCCACAGAGCCGAAUCUAUGUGCACGGAGUGUUACUUCUCAAAUUACACACGAUGAAGCUCCCGCUCGGGAUUCAUCAAAUGCUGCAGUACACCGUACGAGCGCCGUAGAUGCAUCCAUGGCUGAUACUAGUUUUGAUGAAGACGAGGUGGAUGCAUUCUUGCAAAACGAACUUUCACCCUCACCUCGAUCGCAGAAACUCGACCUACCAUCGACCACUGACUCGCGUGACCGUUCGGCGGCCACCUCAACUAAUGUUACCCCCGCGCCCGUGUCCAGACCAACUCUUCCACAAUUACAAACACCAUCAGAAAGUCCAGCUGAUUCCGACGUCGAUAUGCUUGAUUCUGAGAGUACCGAAGUCAGAUCACCUUCUCUUAUCGUGAAGGAACUUCCGACUGUGCUGCCUGGUUGUGACUCUACCAAUGACGAUGCUGCUAUAUUUGUUCGGGAGGGCGUCACUCCGGGGCCACACAUUCAGAAUGACGCUGAUACUUCCAAGGAUACCGAGACAUCCAAGCUCGAACCAUCCGCCUCCGAAAGAAAGAAGUCGGACGUGACUGUUGAUGCUUCAGGGUCCUCGUCGGAUUUGCCAGCUACACCUGGGGUUAACGUAGCAUCGUCAAGUCAGAGUUCGUCCUCAGGCGAACUCCUCAUUGGUCAUACAGAAAGUACUGUGCAGGACAAGGCUGCUGUGUCUGUCAGAAACGCGGACGUCGCAGAGACAAGCGACGAUCUAGGCACCUUAAAUACUACGUCGGAUCCAACGCCGGAAGACGCUUCUCUGGUCCAAUUAGAUCAGGAUCGUACAGAGAUCGGCAGUUUUUCUCAAGGGCCUCAGCCAGUCCCAGUCGUUCCUGAGGCUGAGAGAAUGUCUGUGCGUAGGACCUUUGAACACACUGGCUUGUCUGAGGAUCGAGGUCAUACAUCGUUACAAGCAGAUGAGAUGAAUUCCCAUGCAGCUUUUAUCGCGGAAGGGGCAUCUACACGUGCUGUCAGCGAGCCAGACGCUCCAUCUAGACACGUUACACCCAUCAUAGCAAAGCCUAUGACACCAGUGUCACUUAGGCCUACAGCACCAAGUGGUGUUCCUUCAUUGCCUACACCUUCUUCUCUGCCGCUUGAGAAUUCGCCUCAUGCUCAGCCGAACGAGAAAUCUGCUGCUCCCUUUAACCUGCCCCUCUCAGAGGAAGGCGAACUUGCCCCCCCUUCGAACCGCAUACCAGUAGAAGGCCCUGAAGAAGGAGAAAUACAGGCAUCGCCUUCGCAUCCCUCCGUCGAUCUCAAUGUUCUCCCUUCGACUGUUACUUCUCUUCCGGAAAAGCCUGUCACUGUCUCCCUGCACCUACCAAGUCAACCUCCGAAGAGCAGUUUGGGCUCGCACGACGGGAAUAUACCCCAAGCGACUACCACGACCACGAAGACUUGUUUCAUGUCUGUUUUAGGACUGAUGGCGGGAUCGGGUAUACCUCAAAGACACUCACUGGAAUUCACUCUUACCGAAGAGCAGUUAGACGCUUUGAAACGAUGGAAUGAGAGAUACACCGCCUCUGAUGAUAUGUCCUCUAGCUUAUGCCUGUCUUUAGCCACGUACUCUUUCCCUCGAUGCUUGACGACGUUGCAUGAGGAUUCUACAGCCCCUUAUGGCACUGUCCUGAAAGGUGAUCCUCUUCCUUGGCAGACCAGAUACCAGGUUCAAGCGAGGAUCAACGAAGAACCGUGGUUGGGCUUGUAUCCACCUUUCUGUGUAAGCAUGCCACUCUUUCGACGUCUUCAUAUUUAUCAUAAAAGUUGCAGGAGACGAAGGAUCAUCUCGUGGAUUACUCAAAGAAAGUUGCGUCGGGAAAGAACAGCUUUGAGCUCUACUUUUCCGGCGAUUUUGAGGAUCGGGUCUUCGUCCUUCAUCUUCAUACGCCGAGUGCCGCGCAGCUUGCCGAACUGCAGGAACGACGUGAGAAGGAUGUGCAAUGGCAACAGUUCUUGAAGAGUGUAACUCGCUUCCAGAUGCCACCCUUGCUGUGGCCUGAUGAUGUAGCUAAUACUACCACCUCCCAUGCACAGUAAUUCUUGGUUAUUCUCGCUACUUGUUUCUUUUCUUGUCGCAGUUGUUUUGCAUGCUCUCUUCGCUAUGUUCGCUUUGCCCAUCAUAUGAUAGAUAUGCGCAUUUGUGUCGAAUAAUUACAGUGUACAUUAUAGCCUACGCCGAUCUCUGACACUACGUUUGCAAUUCAACGAGUGAUCCACCGUUGAAUAC
This is a messenger RNA of Somion occarium, 3693 nucleotides long. NCBI's taxonomy places the organism in Eukaryota, Fungi, Basidiomycota, Agaricomycetes, Polyporales, Cerrenaceae. The record is from the annotation of a GenBank genome assembly.